CCCUCUUCCUAUCCCCCCACUAUCCCGGCCGGAGUCUUCUCCCCGUCCCUAAGCUGGGGGGUGGCGAGGCAGCAAUCCCCAGGGUGGGAGAAAACUCAUCCCCACUUCCUCCUUGGGAAACUGAGGUCCAGAGGCGUGGCUUGCCCUGAGAUCACACCAAGAGUCAGGACUGCAGCCAAAACGGGGGGUGUGUCCUGCUCCUCGGGCAGGGGGCUCUGGAGAGUGGGAAUGGUGAUCCCUCAAGCCCCUCAUUUUGCAUCACCUAGACCCCCACCCCACAAGCCAGUGCUAAGAGGGGAGCGGGUGUCCGAGGGUCAAGCCCCCUCCCCCUACUGCUCUCCAACCCGGACUUCUUCCGGCUUCCUGGGCCAGCCAGUGCUGGGGUUCAGAGAUGCAGCCAGCCUCACAGCUCUGGUCAGAGAGGGGGGGACCCACGGGGGACCCACCCCGUGGUCCCCCAGGUUCUCAGCAUCUGGAGCCACCUUGGCCCUAGACCCUCGGUGCCCCAGGUUUGAAUGUCAGAGCCAGGAGAGCCUGAUAACCAGGGACACUGCUGCUCGAGAACAUCCAGUGGGGCCCUGCCUUCCCCCAUCCGCUGCCCGGGACAUCCAGGACUGGAGCCCUCCAGCAUGGCCUGCGUGUCCUUUGGGCACUGCUGACUGCUGGGCUCCCUGGCCCUAGCCCGCCACUUUCUCCACCAAUGCCAUGGUCAUGGGGAGGGUGGGGAUGGCAAGUGACUUCAUUCUUCCCCUGACAGAUGGGGAAACUGAGGCCCAGGGAGGCAAAGCCUCCCAGCCACCCUCUCCCCCGCCCCCACACAGCCGCCUCCCUCUUCCCUGGGUCAUCCUCAUUGGCAGCCCCUUUCCCUCUGCAGGCGGCUCUGGGGCUCCAUCCCACACCCUCUUCACAUGAGGCCAUGAGGCACCCACUGGACCGGGGCCAGGUCACCCUGCCCCGUCCCGCCCCCCAUCCGGGAGCUCCUGGCUGCUGCAGGUCCCAUAGAAUCCUGGACUGUGCCCAGCUGGUCCCCACUGCACAGAUGGGGAAACUGAGGCAGGGGGAAGAGGAGCACCUGGCCCCUGGCCACACCGGAAGAGAUGAGAAGGGAGGCUCAGAGAGGUUGAGAUACUGUCCAAAAUCACACAGCCAGUCAGGGAAGAGCUGGGGUGCAACCCUUGGCCUGCUGGCCCCCCCACUGCUGCGCCCCCUCCUGUCCCCCAGACCCCGCCCACUCCAGAAUCUCCUGCUCCUGCUGUGGACCCUCCUGAACUGUGGUUUGGGGGGCAACGCUCAGGGUCCGGGUGAGUGGACUCCAUGGGGUUCCUGGAGCCGCUGUUCUAGCUCUUGCGGGCGCGGGCUCUCCGUGCGCAGCCGGCAAUGCAUCCGGUUUCCCAGGGAAGAGCUGUGCUGGGGGGACACCCACGAGUACCGCCUCUGCCAGCUGCCCGAAUGUCCCCCAGGGGCCGUGCCCUUCCGAGACCUCCAAUGCGCCCUCUACAAUGGCCACCCUGUCCUGGGCACCCAGAAGACCUACCAAUGGGUGCCCUUCUAUGGUGCACCCAACCAGUGCGACCUCAACUGCCUGGCGGAGGGGCACGACUUCUAUCACAGCUUCGGCCGCGUGCUGGACGGUACCCCCUGCAGCCCGGGCACCCAGGGACUCUGCGUGGCUGGCCGCUGCCUCAGAGCCGGCUGUGACGGUUUGCUGGGUUCGGAUGCCCGCGAAGACCGCUGCGGCCGCUGCGGCGGCGCCAACGACUCGUGCCUCUUCGUGCAGCGCGUGUUCCGGGAUGCCGGUGCCUUCGCUGGGUACUGGAACGUGACCCUGAUCCCUGAGGGCGCCAGGCACAUCCGCGCCGCCCACCGCAGCCGGAACCACCUGGCGCUGAUGGGGGGCGACGGGCGCUACGUGUUCAACGGGAACUGGGCGGUCAGCCCUCCCGGGACCUACGAGGCAGCGGGCACCCACGUGGUCUACACCCGCGUCACAGGGUCAGAGGAGACGCUGCGCGCCGCCGGGCCCACCUCCGAAGACCUGCUCCUGCAGGUCCUCCUGCAGGAGCCCAACCCCGGCGUUGAGUUCGAGUUCUGGCUCCCCCGGGAGCGCUAUGGCCCCUUCCAGGCGCAGGCUCAGGCCCAGGGCUGGUCCCUGCGGCAGCCGCAGCCUCGGGAGGUAGAUCCUCAGUCCCCUGAGUCUCCCGCUGCCCCCACUGUUAUCCCCCCACGGACCCCAGGCCCCACCCCAGACCCCUGCCCACCCUGCCCUGACACCCGCGGUCGUGCCCACCGGCUGCUCCACUAUUGCGGCAGCGACUUUGUGUUCCGGGCCCGCGUGCUGGGCCGCGUCCGGCAGGCCCAGGAGACCCGAUAUGAGGUGCGCGUGCAGCUCAUCUACAAGAACCGCUCGCCACUGCGGGCCCUCGAGUAUGUGUGGGCGCCGAGCCGCUGCCCCUGCCCACCGCUGGCCCUCCAUCGGGACUACCUGCUGGCGGCCCGGCGCCUCAUCAGCCCCGAUGGCACUCAGGACUGGCUGCUGCUCCCCCAUGCUGGCUACGCCCGGCCCUGGAGCCCCGCCGAGGACAGCCGCGUGCGCCUGGCCGCCAGACGCUGCCCCCUCUGAGCCCCUGGACCAGACCUCGGCCACACACGGCUGACCAGGCUCAAAGUCAGCAUAUUUCCCCUAUUGCCAUAGCUUCCAGGGAGCUCAGAACUAUCUCCCACCUGCAGCUCUGUGACUCCCCACCACACACACUCAGACACCCCUGCACUCAGUCAGAUCCAUUGUCGGAAGCAGGCACGCACUGGUGAGGAUACACUAAAUGGACUCUUUAGCUCUGAUUUCCUCUCUCACCCUGGAAACUCAUAGUUAUUUUACUCUCAGAGACUCUGUGUCUGCUUUUAUUCCCCUUGCCUCACACUCAUUUGCUGGGAGACACUGUCACACACAAGCAUGACCCCGAUGAAGACAUGCCUAAGGAGACCUUGUAAUGUAUCCCUUUCCCCUCUUGCCCUGGCUAUCAGGAAGCUCACCACUGUUUAACCCCCGACACUCUGUCUCUCCCUUCUCAUUGCCACUUAACACACGCACCCUCACGUAUUCAGAGACACUGUUAAAAACAGGCAUGACCCCCUAGUAAACAUGCCUACCCAGGCACUGUAACGUACCAAUUUCCCCUUUUGCCCUGGCUACCAGAAAGUU
Messenger RNA from Aethalodelphis obliquidens (Pacific white-sided dolphin), 3199 nucleotides. RefSeq names its product ADAMTS like 5 (gene ADAMTSL5). Gene Ontology annotation, molecular function: protein binding; metalloendopeptidase activity. The transcript has 13 exons. NCBI's taxonomy places the organism in Eukaryota, Metazoa, Chordata, Mammalia, Artiodactyla, Delphinidae. The record is from RefSeq and is a predicted model, not a curated record. Gene Ontology annotation, cellular component: extracellular matrix. The coding region runs from base 758 to 2620 and encodes 620 amino acids. Gene Ontology annotation, biological process: extracellular matrix organization; proteolysis.